UCGUCUUUGUGUUUUGAUUCGUUAUCCCAAGAAUUAAAAAAUUACAGUUUACCUAGUUGGUGUUUUGUGAUACUGAUAAUUCAUUUUGUGGUGUUGUGACAAUGGAAAAUGUAAAAAAAUAUUUACAAGCAUGGAGUUUGUCCCAUCUCAUUGCUAAAUUUGAAGAAGAAGCGAUAGAUGAUGAUACAUUCUCAAAAAUUAACACAGAUUCACAAGAUUUCAAAGAACUGAUUGCAAAGUAUGGGGACAGAAUUAAAUUUAAAGAAGGUUUUAGACAGUUGUACAAUAGAAUUGACGAAGAAAAUGUAAUAACAGAUAAUAACUGCUUAGAAACAAUAGUAGUUAAGACAAAUGAUGCUCCUAGUGAUACUUCAGUUUACAAAGAGACACAAGAACCCAUUCCCAGCACUAGUAAAGGCACGUGCUCUACAGUUUAUAGAGUGGAUGAUAAUUUACCUUUAGAUAUUGUACCGGUACCGUAUAAACGGUGUGAUUCGUUUUUGGAAAAACUUCCAAAUCUGGAAGUGACAUACGAGCUUGAUUUGAAAAAAUUUUUGCAAAAUUCUAUAAAAGGUCGUAAUAUAUUGGCCCAGAAAAACCAUUUAACACCGCAAUUAAGAGAUGAUCUCGUUGCAUUAUUAAACGAUCACGAUUUACUACAAGACAUUAAUUCCUAUAUUCCGACCAGAAGACUUUUACAAUUAGCCCGCCUCAUAAAGCAAGAAUUCCCGAACGAAGAUAUUUCCACAUACUAUAUACCGUAUGUUAGACAAAACAAAAAAACUGUCCAGUGUAUGAGGGGUAAAUUAGUUGAUCGUUACCAUAAUCAAAGAAAGAAGUUGAAAAAAUCUGGCGUUCUCACCACUGCGUGUCCAUCAUCAAGCCUUGAAGUUCAUGAAACUGUAGAAAUAGCGAGUAGUCAAGAUUACGAGGAUGACGUGGAAGACUUUUGUUGUUGGUUAAGGUAUAAUACAGAACCUUGGCCAGAAGUUUUGGCUAAAUGGAAGGCCACUACAUGUGUAAGAAUUCCCCGCUAUAACCAGAAUACAACCACAACUAUCCAAGAAUAUUUUCAAGAAUAUAAAAUUUUAGAAAAGUCCUUAGGUUAUCAAUUACUGGAAAUUGAUUUCAAUUAUCUUUAUCCCAAAAAAUCAGAAAUAUUUUUUGCCGAAAUACAUAAAAAAAAAACAUAUUAUAUUACGAUUGGCCCAAUACCGAGGCGUACUGACUCAACAUUUUCCGGAUCAAAACAUUAAUAUUUUGAAUGAAGACGCCACUGCUGUUCUAAGUUUAUUAACACUACCGUAUCUAAUGCCAGUAGUGAUUGUUACGACAAUAAAAAGAAAUGGAAACCGUCUAAAGUUGAAGUAGCGAACAGUUUCAUUACUUACGUGAAAACCAGUGAAGAGAUGCAAUUGAUGUUGGAACGAAGACAUCGAAAAUAUGCGGAAACCAAACAAUUAUGCCAACCUCUAAUAACAAUUGUUGGACCAGAUUUGAACAACCUGAAGGGCUAUAUUUCCAUCGAUAACUGUACAUAUCCUUUUGAAUCGGCCUUGAAAAGUGUAAACACUUGUUUUAAAAUAAUUCAUGCAAUUGUUGCAGAAUAUCCACCUGAAUGUUCUCAUGUUUGGCAGUUAAUACAAAUUUACAUCUAUGA
Messenger RNA from Zophobas morio, 1660 nucleotides. RefSeq lists its product as uncharacterized. The coding region runs from base 102 to 1256 and encodes 384 amino acids. Lineage: Eukaryota; Metazoa; Arthropoda; Insecta; Coleoptera; Tenebrionidae. The transcript is spliced from 9 exons. The record is from RefSeq and is a predicted model, not a curated record.